Messenger RNA from Daphnia carinata, 1337 nucleotides. RefSeq lists its product as uncharacterized. The transcript is spliced from 3 exons. The coding region runs from base 19 to 1230 and encodes 403 amino acids. Gene Ontology annotation, molecular function: cysteine-type endopeptidase inhibitor activity; serine-type endopeptidase inhibitor activity. NCBI's taxonomy places the organism in Eukaryota, Metazoa, Arthropoda, Branchiopoda, Diplostraca, Daphniidae. The record is from RefSeq and is a predicted model, not a curated record.
UCACAUUCUUGCACAAAGAUGAAGGCCAUGACAGGUCUUCUAGUCUUGAUGGCUACUGUCCUUUUGGUGUCUUCCAAACCGACGAAUAUUGGGGACACGGACAUUGUCACCGAAAUUGUACGAGCCAUGGAAGGACGUGAAGAAAUGUGGAGAGUUGUCAGUUACUUGAAAGCCUCUCGUGCUGGCCUGCUGAACGAAUUUCCACUCUUCAGCCCUGAUGGAACACAACAAAGUUACACGUUCUUUGCUCCGACGUCGUUUGCUUUCAGCUUGCAAACUCCACAAGAUACGGUCGAUCCGCUCUUUGUCGAUGACGACCUCCGUCUUAGAGUUCUGAUUCGCCAUUUCGCACGCUCACCUGUCUCUUCCGAUGACUUGGCCAAUGUGGGCAAAAUUGUCAUGGCCGAUUCCAGCGAGGCAGCUCUCACUUAUCAAAAUAGUAAUGAAAUGUGCAGCCUGCCACCUCUCGAUCGCACAGAUGCCGUGUGUGAGGCCUACAUGCCGAUGUGGACGUUCACGUCCGCAACGGGCAAAUGCGAGAGCUACAUCUACGGCGGUUGUUUCGGGACGGCCAAUCUUUUCAAAACAGAAGAGGAUUGUUUGUCAGCAUGCGGCCCAACUGCCAAUACCAGGACGCGGUUGAUUAAGGAUGCGGAAAUCCAGCCGGAAGCCAUCCGCUUACCGCAAGACAUCGGUGUUGUUUACAUCGUUGGACGUGUCUUUAUGAAUAGUGACGAGGUCAGUGAGGCGAUUUCGUCCCACUUUAAACGUAAUCCCAAUACGGCCCUUUGUCUUGGCCUUCCUUGCUCACCUGGCGAAUCACCAGCGCCGGUUGACGAUGAAGCGGCGCUCGAUAUCCGCAAUACUCCGCUGGCUCCCCCACCAGACGUUCCUAUGCCGCUCGGUGGUUUCAAUGCCGUAUCGACCGACGAACCUGACGUCCAAGAGAUGGCGGAAUUCGCCACCAAGGCCAUGAGUCAGGGUGCCAAUCGGGAAUACCCGAUCACGUUGGUUAAGAUAGUCAAGGCCGAGAGACAAGUUGUAGCCGGAUUUAAUUAUAUCCUUCAGUUAGAAUUGAAGGAAAACCCCAAGAAUGAUGCUGUCGUCGUGUGUGACGUGGUCGUCUUUGAUCAAUCGUGGACGUCCACACGUCAAAUCACGUCGUUUCAGUGCAAUCCUAGCUUGGCUAUUGCUCCCGAAAUUGAAUUAGGACUGCCCCCCUUAUCUUAAAGUUUGUGGUCGAUGAGAACUGCACCGUGCGAACCGGAAGUUUUUUUCUUUCUCUGGUUUCCUUAACGUUAUGUCUGAGUUCAAUACAAAGUUUUCCAGACGUCCAA